AGUGUGGUAGCGUGGAGGAUCCCAGCUCAGGCGGUGCUCACAUCUUCCCUGGAGGAGUAGCUACCUACCUUGCCUCACUCCUUCACUUACCCCUCAUCUGAUCAUUCUGUGAGUGAUAGGAGCGAGGAUGGCGGACGAGCAGCUAGCAUCUGGCAAGAACAUUCUUCACUACCCUUUCCAGGAAACCUCUGCUGCCAAUUCUCACACAUCACCCGCGACUCUCUCACAUAACCCAGCAAUACCCGCAUACAAUUCACCUACACGCACACACGACACACACACAACCACACACAACACAACUUCACCCACGACACCCCCACCUACACCUUUGUCUCCCCACACCUGCCCAACUCCCACAGGGGAUUUUUGGAUGGCAAGACAGGACACCGUGGAGAACAAGGACAUUUGUAAAUAUAAUGACAUGAUUAGCGAAGACACUGAGCACGUUACCACUGGUGAUGACUUAUCAGUGCUCUCCAAGACACGGGAGAUAGUAUCACAACAGAAAGUAAAGACUGGCGAGGAAAAGCAGGGAAAUAUGUUAAGGAAGUCCCUUCAUGCGGCGCCAGAGGGAGCGAGCGAGGUAUCCAACCUUUGUCUCGCCAGUGACGUAAGCUUUCAAGAUUUCCCAACACUCACCGUGAUUAGUAACCCCCCACCAACGGAGUUUCUCUUGACCAGGAAAGCAGUGUUGGUGUCAGUAUCGGCGGAGCCUCGUUCCGAGUGUCUCGGUCUCGUUCCUCCAGAGUUAGAGCCACACGACAGAACAUCUUCCAAGGAACGCAGGUCCGACACGCAGUUUCCAUCACCACUGCAGACACUAGGCACAUCUAGGCUUGCCGAGGAUUUGAACUCAUGUGCACCCGGCUCGCCUGAUAAAUGUGCAGUAGUUGAAAUUGAUGAGCUGCAGUUAUCGUUACACCGCAGUAAUAGUGAUGGUGUGCUCUCUGCCUACCAUAAACAAAUGUGUGACGCUUCCUCCCUUGAUGCUACUCUCUUACCAAAGCCAACUAGUCUGUAUUUAACUGCGUAUAGUUCAGAUCACUGCCCUUCCCCUGACAGUUCAAUAGCCGUCGUGAGACAGACGCCAGGAGGUUCAUCAUCCUCGUCACCGCACCAGGAAGUGUCAGCCACUGGAGGUAAAUCCCAGGUAGAACCCAUUACGGCGCUGCUGCCCCUAUAUCAACCCACGACGCCCUCCGCGCCGCAAACUCAGGGAAGGGAAACAAAUAUCGCAGACAGCAUCCAAGAUAACUCAGAUGUAGAGAAGGACACUUCCUCUACUUUUCCGGUUAAAAGAGUGAGAAAGAAAGCAUAUUUAACUUCUUUUGGUGUAGAGAAAUAUCUUCCUGAAAUUUCGGAACACCCAGCAGUGUGGCGCUGUACGGAAGGAAGAUCUCUCGACGAAAGUAAAUAUCGGCAAGAAUCGUUUGUGAAGCUGAUGGUGAGUGAGCCACCAGAUACCUCACGGGACCCUGUCGGGCACGUUGGCUUCAAAGAUAAUCCCAUAGUCAGUAUGAAGAUCCAGACACAAGCACACAAUACCAUUCCGAAGGAUACUUCUCCAAAUAAUUGUCAUUUGCAGUCUGACUCUUAUGACAAUGCUGGCAUGACAGUCGUAAAUAUUACAAAUGGCGCAAACAGCGAAGGUUUGGCAGGUGUUGAAAACGGCAGUACCCUGGACGAUCAACAGAGCGAUAGAUCUGGCAAGGGUAAAAGUGUUUUCUUUUAUGUGGAAGAAGAGGAAAUAUCUAAAUAUCAAAAUAAGAACAUGGCAAAUGAACAGAAAAUGCCUAAGAGCAGUUAUAGAGGGCAUGACAAUCUGGCCUAUGUGAAUGAUGAACAAGACAGCAUCAGUAGAGAUGAGAAUGUUUCACCGUUAAGGGACCAACAGCAGCAGCAGGUGUUCCCCGAGUUUCCCAGGAGAAGCUCUGACCCUGAAUGUUUACCUGUUGUUAAGAAGGAGAUUUUUCGCUCAAGCAGCUACGAAACAGAAUUGAACAAAGUAUUAAACAACCUAAGCGGGGAACAGACUAGUCCUUCUACAACCCCAACUCUCAGAAAGCGCAGCACAUCAAGAGGGCGGCCUGAAUACACUCCUUCGGAUUCCGAGGGAACAGAGAAACAAGAAGAGACCUCUUUUUCAUCCAAAGAAGACUCGAAGAAGGGUACGAAGAAAGCACCGUUAAGGGCAAACUUCCCCGCUGGUAGUGAAGAAAGCAGUCCAAGCAUCUUCCGAAAGUUAAUUAAUAAUCCUUUUAUAAAGCUUGCUCGAAGUGAAUCUACAAGAUCAGCCAAGUCGUAUACGCCGCCUCCGAUGAGCAAAGAGGAGAUUUUAACUCGAAGUGUAAGUAACAUAUGGGAUUCCAGCUCUAGGUCCCGCGGCUCCGGGCAGUGUACCAAGCCUCCCCAGGCGCCACUCAGCGUAGCGAGUUAUGAUCAGCGCCACCAUGACAAAAGUUACAUUAUGCAAAAGCACUUGUACCGCAACAGCCGCCGCAACGUACAACAGAAGCUUCAUAGACAACUCAGCGAACCACGCCACGACGAAUGCAGGUAUAAUGAUUGUCACAGAGACGAAUACUACUACAAAAAACACGACUCUUACAUAGAUCCUCGCCAAAAUCACUCACGCCAUGGUCACCACAGCUACACAGACCACCAUCAUGGCGGGUCACGACACGGCUCAAAACACAACCACCACGAGCACUCAGAUCACCACAGCAUUUCAGGUCAUUCGAAACACAGUCACCACAAUCCUUCAGAUCACCACAGCAUUUCGGGUCACUCAAAGCAUAGUCACCACAGCGUUUCAGGUUACUCAAAACAUAAUCACCACAACCCUUCAGAGCAGCAUAGUCAUACACGACACAGCCUCCCAGAAGCACAACGCUCCCAUCACCAUCGUAGUCACUCCCAACGUUACACUCCCAGACAUCCAAACGAACCACUCAGACGUUUAAACACAUACGCCCAUGAGGGGUACCACAAGUACAUAAAGGCACAUGAACACAUAUUCGAACAUGAUCAUGCUUUUGAGCAGGGACAUAACAAUGAGUUUCUACCAGACCAGGAAGAAACUACUGUUAGAAAGGUCUCCCACUACAGACAGGAGGAAAAGGGAUCUACAGACGUGGAAAGGUAAGUUUUGUGGCCUAUUAAAGUUGUAUUUGUUUGUGUUACAGGACAAGCUUCACGUGUUUAACAUAAAACCUAUCCCCAGUGUGCUGUGAAGUUUGUUUCAUAUUUAAACUACGUCCAAUUUAUAAAUUAGGCUUGUUGCCUACAUAGUACGGUUAUGGCUUCUGACAGACUGCAAAUUUGCGUGAUGUAUUACAAUGUGCACAAACGUUGGUUCU
This is a messenger RNA of Cherax quadricarinatus, 3359 nucleotides long. Lineage: Eukaryota; Metazoa; Arthropoda; Malacostraca; Decapoda; Parastacidae. The record is from RefSeq and is a predicted model, not a curated record.